UGAGCUAGCUGAUGUACCCAUCAUCCUUGAGGGCUCGGCUUGAUGUGUUACUCUGGGAGCCCGUGAACAAAUGGACACUAAAUGACUUCUCCCUGGCUUGCAAUUUUCCGAUGACCAUGACUGAGUGUUUUAGCAAUGGCACCAUGUCAGCCCUCGCAGUGAAGGUAGAAUCCGUACCCCAGCUUGUCCCUCGUCAACUUACCCUGAGGGAUCCCUCAUGUAGACCAAAAUUCAGCAAUGAUCGCUUUGCCUACUUCUCUUUUGAAGCAAACCGUUGUGGAACCACUAGAAUGUUCUAUGAUGGCGUUGUGAUGUAUCAAAAUGAAAUCGCUUUGGGUAAGGGGCUGCAAGGUCACCAGGGGAUUAAAAAAGGAGUACCAGCUAGUCCUCCUGAUCCAGAGUAUCGCGUGACCAUGUCCUGCUUUUACACGCUAAAUGAUACCCAGACGAUUGCUUUCUUCACAAAGCCACGGGAAAAUGAACCCUUGCCAGAGACUGGUAUUGGAGAGCUUCAAGUUGUACUGCGGCUUGCUCAGGAUGGCUCUUAUAGUAACUUCUAUCUAAAGGAAGAUUACCCAGUUGUACAGUACUUAAGAAGUCCUCUGUUCUUUGAGGUGGCGCUGCUUCAGUCCACUGAUCCUCAGAUAGAGCUAGUCUUGGAGAACUGUUGGGCUACUCUGAAAGAAGACCGGAACUCUACUCCAAGAUGGGACUUGAUUGUAGAUGGCUGUGUGAAUCUGGCUGACCGUUACGAGACCGUUUUCCACCCUGUCAUUCCUAACGGCUUUCCAUACCCGUCUCAUGUGAAGCACUUCGAAAUCAAGAUGUUUACUUUUGUGCAGAAUGAUGACUUAUUUCCAGAUCAGAUUUUUGUACACUGUGACGCUGUGCUUUGUGAUGCUGGGAGUGACGGCAUCUGCGAGAGACGAUGUCCAUCUCCCAUGCCUUUAAAACAUGGAAAGAAAGUACGAAGAGAGACUACUAAUAUCCAAUCCUUGAGAACACAGCUGUCAUCGAGUUACGACCCUAUAAAUGUCUGUGAAGUUAAACUCUGUCCGUAUUAUAACCACCACACUACUACUAUCAACCGCAAGAUUCGUCUUGGUCAUAAAUAAAGCAUUAUAAAGGGAUUGUUAGGCGAAAACCUCCUC
Sinocyclocheilus anshuiensis is the source of this 1151-nucleotide messenger RNA. RefSeq names its product zona pellucida sperm-binding protein 2-like. The record is from RefSeq and is a predicted model, not a curated record. NCBI's taxonomy places the organism in Eukaryota, Metazoa, Chordata, Actinopteri, Cypriniformes, Cyprinidae. The coding region runs from base 12 to 1115 and encodes 367 amino acids. The transcript has 11 exons.